Messenger RNA from Notolabrus celidotus (New Zealand spotty), 3118 nucleotides. It is a transcript of the gene cebpa, whose product is annotated as CCAAT enhancer binding protein alpha. Bases 227 to 1114 code for a protein of 295 amino acids. Lineage: Eukaryota; Metazoa; Chordata; Actinopteri; Labriformes; Labridae. The record is from RefSeq and is a predicted model, not a curated record. Gene Ontology annotation, biological process: myeloid cell differentiation; regulation of transcription by RNA polymerase II; DNA-templated transcription. Gene Ontology annotation, molecular function: RNA polymerase II cis-regulatory region sequence-specific DNA binding; DNA-binding transcription factor activity, RNA polymerase II-specific. The transcript has a single exon.
CAGGAGGAAUCAGACCGACAGUCUGCAGCCCGAGCACGCUCCUCUCUGUAUCAGAAAUCAAACCUGUUAAACCUUCACGAGCUGAAGUGCAGCGUCCCCGUGCAUGUCUGCAGGUUUCUGACCCCCCCCCCUCCCUCUCACCUGGGGACCCCGACUUCUUUUUCAGACUUACUGCAAACUGGAUUCUCGGAGCUCCUCGCCAUGCUUGCCCGGGUUUAGAUUCUCAAUGGAGCUGUCAAACUUGUACGAGGUCGCGCCCCGGCCCCUGAUGACCAGCCUGAACCACGGCCAGCAGCCCACCCCCGGCUACAGAGACCCGGCAGACCUCGGUGGGGAAAUCGGAGACAACGAGACCUCCAUCGACCUGAGCGCUUACAUCGACCCUUCUGCUUUCAACGACGACUUCCUGGCCGACCUGUUCCACCACAGCUCCCGACAGGAGAAGCUCAAGAUGAUGAACGGAGAGUACGACUCGGGGCCGUGUGGCCCGGGGCCCCAGCAGCACUACAUGCCCAACUACAUGGAGUCUAAAAUGGAGCCCAUCUACGAGCACAACCCGCAGCGCAUCAGACCGGUGGCCAUCAAGCAGGAACCCCGGGACGACGAGGACCUGAACUCGGGUAUGCCUCCAACCUACCACCACCCGCAUUCCCAGCAGUACUCCCAGCAUGCCCAGCAGCAGCAGCAGCAGCAGCAGCCGCACCUGCAGUACCAGAUUGCUCACUGCGCGCAGACCACCAUGCAUCUCCAGCCGGGUCAUCCGACCCCUCCGCCGACCCCUGUCCCCAGCCCACACCAGCACCAUCAUCACCACCAACACCAGGGCGGCAUGAAGCUGCUGGACCAUCAUCGGGGUGGAGGGAAGUCCAAGAAAAACGUCGACAAAAGCAGUCCGGAGUACCGGCUGAGGCGCGAGCGCAACAAUGUGGCCGUGCGUAAAAGCAGGGACAAGGCCAAGAUGCGUAAUAUGGAGACACAGCAGAAAGUGGUGGAGCUGAGCACCGACAAUGACAGACUGAGGCGGAGGGUGGAGCACCUGACCCGAGAGCUGGACACGUUACGGGGCAUCUUCAGACAGCUGCCGGACGGAUCCUUCAAACCCAUGGGCAGCUGAGAGACUACUGACCCGGACUGGGACCAGACUGGAGAUGGACUGGUACACUGCUGGAUUUAUUCACACAAACGGUUCGACGUGUGUUCUGGUUUUCGGACGGACUGAGAGGAGAGACUGGCAGCUGAUGUGUUCACUGCAAAAAAACAAAAAACAUGACAGUUCAGUUUGACUUUCAAGGAGCCUGAAGACUUUAAUUUUCUCUUUCAAAUAAUCUGCAAAUAUUUCUGGAGAAAGAUGAAAAAUCAAACAACUCUGCAGACUCAAAACAUUUUAAAAUAUUUAAAGAUGUUAUCUCAGAACCAGAAAACUCUAAAGCCUCAGACAGUUUCUGUGUUUCAGGACAUUUCCUGAAAGAAAUGUCAGAUGAAAACUGGACAGAGUGACUGGAACAUUCCUUCAACAGUGAACUGGAAACAGGUGAAUCAUGCCACCUUAACAUCCUUGGAGAAAAUCAGACUUUAGUGGACUUUGUAAAGACGAACUGACUUGGUCAGACUGUAUUUUUUUUCCUUUUUUGCAGUGUUCAUGUGCCUUUUAAAACUUUUGUGCAAAAGCCGAUAAGCUCGUUCCCCUGCAGAUCCACACAACAGAGGACUGGUUGUUUCUGUGCCUUAUUCCCGUACACACUGUGUGCACGACACACUCUACUCACAUAUCAGUGCAGCUAAGGUAGGGCACGGUGGAGGUGAUCCAAAAUCAGCCUGUUGUGCAUGUCAUUGUUUUGUUUUGUACAUCUCCAUAUCCUCCCUCCUGUGUCUCUGCAGAGCUAUGAAAUGCAAAGUGCACGCUGCUUGCAUAUAGGCUGAACUGUGUAUGUAUGUUUAUGGACUUUUGCUCAUUUUCUUCUGUUGCUCCUCAUGAAUGAGCUCUGGUACUCUUCACACAUGUUUUUGAUGAUGUGUAUAUACAUCAUGAUGAUAAGCAGAGUGUUAGCUGUGCAGCUGUGAUUACAUUCAUUCUAAGAGACAGAAAAAUCCUCUACUUUUCAAUAGACUUCCAGUGUUUUGAUCUCAGUUUGCUGCAAAUUUUGGUCAAAUAUUUGAGCGGCUUUCAGAUCCCCAACACUGUUCUUGUAUUUUUUUUUUCAUGCACUAAAACAAGUUUAAGGUUUAAAAGUCCUGCAGCAUCAAAAAAAACAUGUAGAGUUGAUAAAUGCAUCUCAAACUUUUGAAUUAUGACACCAUGAAAUGCAACAUCCUUCCCGCUCAGAACAAGGCGGGUUCCUCUGUCUGUUCCCUGGAAUAUUAACAAUGUGCAGAAAUGAUUUGUUUUGCAUUUUAUAGAAAGGAUGAUAAAUGAUCCACCAAAUCUGCAUCUGGUGAUAAAAUGCCAAAGUGAAUAAUAAUUUAAAAGCAAUCAAAAAGCAAUGACUGGAAUUCAAACUGUGGUACCUGCUGCUUUCUGUCACGCUCCUGUGGAAACCAAACAUCUCUGGACUGCUGCUUCAUUUAGAGCUGAUUCUGAUGAUUUUUAAUAGUUGAAAACAUUCUUAAAUAACAAUUUUCUGCAGACUCUGCAGCCUUUGAGAUGUGUUGUUUUUCCAGAGACCUGAUAGUAAGAGCAGCUUUUUUCUCAUAUGCACUAUUCGUCGUCAGAUGAAGCACAGAGUCGAACAGAAAAUCUUUCAUGUGUUGCUGAUUUACAGACAAAAACAAACUAAAACAAAAUGUGAAAAGGGUUUCUAUGCAACGUGUCUCUUCCUCUUUUACACACUCACACACUCACACACACACACAGUGCCUUCUGAUCCUCUGAGAUGACCUUUGACCUCUUGCUGAUCUGCUUGUGUUGCUCUGCAGAGAAAGGUGUUUAGAGAAGAUGAUUGGUGUCAGCGAGGACAAAGGAAGCACUUUUUAUACAAACUGGUGUUAAAGCAGCGUUUGUGUCAAAGAUAACGUCUCAAUUGUAAAAUAAGCCUAUAUAUAAAUAUAUAUAUAAAUAAAUAUAUAUAUAAAAUGCCAAAAAAUCUGAAUUAUUAUAAUAAAAGAGCUUGUUUUAUCUGAA